AUGCUUCUCUCCUCACAACAAGAGGUUGUCAGUCGAAGACUAUCGCUCCACGUUCCCUGUGGUGCUCCAAUGACGACUGCAUCACCCGAAUUCCGAUCACUUGCAUCAUCACCCCGAACUUCUUUCUCUUCGACAUGGUCGCCCGAACCAGAAUUUAUUUCGAACCCUAUCCCAGUACAGCAAUCGAUCACGGGACACCGGCAUAGCAUCGCGGAUCCUGAAGAUGCCCACAGGCUCUUCGAGAUCAACAAGGACAUCAAGGCUACGCUCACCGAGCUUCUCAACACCGAGUCUGUGCGAAGCGAUGAAAAGUACCGUCAAUGGAUCCAAGAGCGCCUCAUGGACGCUGAGCAGCAAAUACGACGUCAACGACGUCGACGUUCAAGCGGCUCGACCACGGGCCGAGAGUUUGCUUCGUCUAUCGCUGAACAUCUCGACAUGGGAAUCACCUUGAGCAAAACCUGGACCUGA
Didymosphaeria variabile is the source of this 471-nucleotide messenger RNA. RefSeq lists its product as uncharacterized. Bases 1 to 471 code for a protein of 156 amino acids. NCBI's taxonomy places the organism in Eukaryota, Fungi, Ascomycota, Dothideomycetes, Pleosporales, Didymosphaeriaceae. The record is from RefSeq and is a predicted model, not a curated record. The transcript has a single exon.